Molecule: messenger RNA, 2857 nt
Organism: Pomacea canaliculata
Lineage: Eukaryota; Metazoa; Mollusca; Gastropoda; Architaenioglossa; Ampullariidae
Product: dipeptidyl peptidase 1-like
Exons: 9
Coding region: 240-1649 (469 amino acids)
Cellular component (GO): lysosome
Molecular function (GO): cysteine-type endopeptidase activity
Source: RefSeq, a predicted model, not a curated record
GUUAAAGGUCAAAGGUGGAACUUGUUGUGGGAGCUUUUUAGAAUGGUUUCGCCCGUGCGAGGGAUGGUAGGAGUACACGGUGCUGACUUUUACAAAGUGUUUGUCAUCAAGCUUUUCCGUCUUAUCAACAAUAUGUCAAAUCAGCAUGAAAGCACGGGUGAAACCAUUUUUAAAAAACGCCCACAAGAAGUUCCGCUUUCAAAUAUCACAUGACUAUGGCUGGAUAGUCACUUGACACAAUGGCUGGAAGGAUGCAAGACGUCUGUAAAAUUCUGUUCAUUUUCUUUGCUUUUAUGACCGUUGUUUACGGCGACACUCCUGCUAACUGUACAUAUGAAGACAUCAAGGGCAAAUGGACAUUCUACAUCGGCCAAGGCAACUUUGAUAAUACUAUCAAUUGCCAAAAUUUUUCAGGACCAUUUAAAAGUGAUCUGCAAGUACAGCUGUUAUAUCCAGAUAUUGCUGUAGACCAGUUUGGAAAUACAGGAUUUUGGACCAUUAUUUACAACCAGGGAUUCGAGGUCGUUGUUGCAGGUCGAAAGUACUUUGCAUUCUCAAAUUAUACGAGUGAUGGCCAAAGUGUUACCUCCUAUUGCAAUGAGUUGUUACCUGGUUGGACACAUGAUCUGCUUGGGCAUGACUGGGCUUGCUAUGUGGGAAAGCGAGCAGCACCACUUGCUGGACAAGUACAUGAGUCUGGAAAGAAAACUAUAUCAUCAGCAUCAUCAGUUCUUAGAUUUCAGAAACGAAAAUUUUACAAUGAUAUGAACCUUGUAGCAAAAAUAAAUGCAGCUCAAUCAUCAUGGACAGCAGUAGCAUACCCACAUCUCGAAGGGCGUGAUAUGCAAGAAUUACUCAUGAUGGCAGGUGGUCCACGCUCAAAAGUGGUUAGCCGUCCUUCACCUGCUCCAGUGACCAAAAAAGUGCUUGAGGCUGUAUCAUUGAUGCCAGAGGCCUUUGACUGGCGUGAUGUCGGUGGCAUAAACUACGUUUCUCCAGUAAGAGAUCAAGGUUCUUGUGGAAGCUGUUAUGCCUUUGCUUCCAUGGCAAUGAAUGAAGCACGUGUGCGGAUUAUGACAAACAAUACAGAACAACCCGUCUUCUCACCGCAGGAUGUUCUUGACUGCAGCCCUUACUCUCAAGGAUGUGAUGGAGGUUUUCCUUAUCUCAUUGGAGGAAAGUAUGCAGAGGAUUAUGGUCUUGUGCUGGAAUCUGAAAAUCCAUACCGAGGGCAAGACCAGGGUAGUUGCCGCACCCCUUCCAGUGCAAAACGCCACUAUUCCACUAAAUAUGAGUAUAUUGGUGGUUACUAUGGUGCCUGCAACGAACCACUGAUGCGUAAAAACCUGUAUGAGAAUGGACCGCUUGCAGUUGGCUUCGAAGUGCUGGAUGACUUCAUGCACUAUAAGGGAGGCAUUUACCAUCAUACUGGCCUGACCAAUGGCUUUGAACCUUUCCAGCUGACUAAUCACGCUGUUCUUGUUGUUGGCUAUGGCACAGAUGUGGAAACUGGUGAGGACUAUUGGAUUGUCAAGAACAGCUGGGGCACCGAAUGGGGUGAAAAUGGUUUCUUCCGGAUCCGUCGUGGAAAUGAUGAAUGUGCCUUUGAGAGCAUGGCACUUCAAUCUACACCUAUCAUCUCUCUCUGAACUCAAAACUGACUUUUGAUAUUUUGUUUCUCUCUCUCUUUUUUUUUUUUUUUUUUUUUUUUUGAACUUUAAAGAUGAUAAACUUUUAGCUGUGUUUCAAAGUUCGACAUUCAUUUUCCAUAUAUGAAUAUUUAUUUGGCUGUCAAAUACUUGUGCCUGAAUAACAACCGAAGAGCGAGACAUAAUUCACACUAAUUUAGAAAAAGUAUUUCCUCAUUUAUUAUAGAAAAUAAACACUAAAGAGAGAAAGUGAAUAGCUUUAAAAAGUGCAUUAACAGUGUAAGCAAAAAUUGGUCGUAAAUCGCAAAGUGAAAAAAAAUAUCAAUAUGCAAUAUUAAAAUUAUAAAAUGUAAAUGUUUAUAUUGCUAUCUCAAAGAUGGCAUCGAAAAUACUUCUGCUUGGUUCAAAGGGCUUACUCCUUGAAUGGAGCAAAAGAAAGAGUAAAAAUGUAGAAAAAUUUCCUCAGUCAUGGCAGGGGUAUCUUCAGCUGUUCUUAGUGUUGUUCUGAAGAAUGCAAUAAGCAUUUUAGAGCUGGUAUACUACACACUCAGGAGUAAAUGCUGUGUAUGUUGUGCACUCUAGUUGGAUUUUUAUAGUCUUUUGAAAAGAUAAAAACAUUCCUUUAUAUACAUUUAUCACUGAUGUUGCAUUUAAAAAAUGCACUUUUGAAGUCUUCAAGUUUUCCCUAUCCAUUAACUGAUGUUCAUUUUUCAUGGAUCUGAUACUUUUUAUGCAAGAUUUAUAGUGUUUAAAAAUGAUUUUGUGUACACAAAAUGUGCAGCUAUGUUGUGCAGCUAUCUCCAACUUCUGCAGGUAGAAAAUCAGAAAAGAAGUUGAAUAGCAAUCAGUUUUUAAGGCAUGUAAACAACUAACUAUAGAUCAAAACUGUUAACAACAGUGAUAAGUACCUAUUGCCAUUCGGAGAAACCUCGCGAGCUCUUCUUUUUCUCACCUCUCGUGCUGUGAGAUGACAGUUGUUCAUACAUAUUUUUGGUGUGGUAGGUAAUCCCUAUUGGGUAUUAUCCCUUUAUCUAGUAUACACCAGAAGAUUCCCACCGGUAAAAGGCACCUUUUUCUCAAAAUGUGCAGUGUGUAAUGAGUCAUACAGUCAAGAAUAUUCUGUUCUAUGUACAUUUUUAUAUCAUAGCAAUAAAGAUGCUAAUAGGUAUUCAUCCAAAGCUCAAAUUAAAAUAGGCUUAAAUGAGUAA